Molecule: messenger RNA, 819 nt
Organism: Andrographis paniculata
Lineage: Eukaryota; Viridiplantae; Streptophyta; Magnoliopsida; Lamiales; Acanthaceae
Exons: 2
Coding region: 189-683 (164 amino acids)
Source: RefSeq, a predicted model, not a curated record
AUAUAGAAAGAACGGUGAGGGUUACAGUUCACAAAAUAGUUCACCACUAGUACGGUCAGCUUUAUUCUACUACUAAAAUUUUCCCCAAUUUGUGGUUGCCCAACCUCAACCUGCUGCUGCUUAAUUCCAAACCCUAAAUCAGUUCCACUCUCACUCUCACUCUGCGCAUAUGUAUUGUAGCCCCAAUUAUGGGCUUAUUUAAGCGACUCGCCGGCUUCCUAGGGAUUGCCAAGGACGACGACGACGACGACGUCGACGACCACCGCCAUGCCGCUGCAAUUCCGCCGCUGCAUUCGUCUUCCGUGCCGGUGGCACUGGCAGCGACGUCUCCGCCCGAUCAUGUUCCGAUGAAAGGAUUUAGUGUUCCAGUGAAAGUCCCCGUCGAACGAGCUCCAAUUCCGCCACUCCUGGUGUUCUGCCCCGCCGGCGACGGCGGAAUUCAGGGCUUGAGAUGGUACGCGAGGCGUCUUAAAAUAGACGAAGACGGGGACAUAGCAGACGAGUUUCUUGAUGAGGUCUCGCCGGAUAGUUCAAAGAUCAUGGAAGAAGAACACAAGAAGCCGUUGCCAAGAUUCAAAGCUAAGUACGACACUAAACCUGCUAAGGUGAGGAAUCUCUCCCUCUUACCUAAUGGUAAAAUUCAACACCUCAUCGAGCACCGGGGCAAGCUCGAGUGGCUGUAGUCGAGGGAAGGCAGGCGUAGGCUGUCGAGUAAUUUAAAGAACAAGAGGAUACCAAAGGUAAAAUUUAUUCACCCUCAUGCCAAACUUCUGUUUUAAAUCUUUCCACAAAUUUAUUGUAUAAAACCUCUUGUUUUGU